GAUUAGCGUCUGCUAGAGCCAGUGUCGGAGAAAGUAUAACCUAUCAUGUGCCGAGAAGCUUUUUUUGUAUGUAAAUAGAACUAGAGAACUUUGCAAAUAGAUGUUAAGCAUGGCAUGUUCAUGCCUAAGUUAAUGUGAAACUAAUGAAUAGAAAAUUGUGAAUCAUCUUAAUUCAAUUACUCUAGCUGGCUUUCGUAUGGUGUCUGCGCAAACGCACUAUAUGAUUCAAUAAACAUUGAUCUUUGACCGGCCAUGCAUAUGUCACGAAAGUUGUUUGGUCCAAUCUAGGUUAACUUUUUCCUUGAUCCUUUAGCACUUCGGUAAAAGAUAUUGAUGCCCAGUUGUAGCUCUUUUUGCUUGCCAGUGGAUUAAUCAAAACCAUAGUAACAUUGAAAUCAUGCCCUACAAUGCCCUAGACCACCUAACUGAUCUAACUCAGUAUCUGAAUCUAACUAAGCUGUUUGGGGCAUCUAUAGAUAUUUAUUACUCCAAUUGGUUGUCAUGGCUUUUCACACCUUUGAUUGCUGUCUCUUUGCUACCGGGUAUCAUCAUUAUUCUACUCUACAUCACAUCUUCUCUUUUAUACAUUUACAAAUUGCACAGAUAUAGGCUACUAGAUGCAUAUGAUAAAGACAUAUGGGAUGCAGGAAGAAAAGUUGUUUCAGCUAUUUGGGAUGCAUUAGGCUGGAUCUGGCAUGGAUAUGAAAUUAUUGGAGUUGAAAAUAUUCCCCCUGGUGGUGCUCUUUUGGUGUAUUAUCAUGGAGCAGUUCCCAUUGACUUCUACUACAUAUGCAGUCAUAUAUUGCUGUAUGAAGGAAGAUUGAUCAAUCCUGUUGGUGAUAGAUUCCUUUUUAAAAUUCCAGGAUGGAGUAGUCUUUUAGAGGCGUUUGGCGUAAUACCUGGUACCGUACAGAGCUGUGCAGCCCUUUUGAGGAAAGGCAAUCUCUUGGCCAUAGCUCCAGGAGGAGUUUAUGAAGCUCAGUUGGGUGACCAUAACUAUGAACUUCUUUGGAGGCAACGGUUAGGUUUCGCGAAGAAAAAAAUGGCGAAUCGUAACAGAAGGGCUAAUGCUCCCGAUGUAGACAAUACUAUUGAUUUAGUUCAAGUGGAUGGCCUGGUUGUGGCCAAGAUCAUCAAGCAUUGCCAUGAAGAAGGAAGCAGUGCUGUUGAUGUUGCUCAAGGUGUUUUAUUGGGGCUGGUAGCUGACACUCGACUUGAAGUGACAAACUGCUUUCCAUUUCCUAAAAACCUUGAUGAAAACUUUGAUGAAGAGGAUUACCAAAUGGAAAUGAUGCGCCACCUGCGGAAAGUUAAUGUAGAUCAUCUUCAUGUUGGAUGGUAUCAGAGUACUCAACAAGGAGCAUUUCUGUCCACUCAGUUCCUUGAGUCUCAGUUUACGUAUCAAACUUCCAUUGAAGAGUCAGUAGUGCUCAUCUAUGACCCACUGAAAACCAAACGAGGGUUUUUGCAUUUGAAGGCUUACCGCUUAACUCCCCAAGCAGUUGCCCUCUACAAGGACAAUGAUUUUGGUGCUGAUGCCAUCAAAACCCACCACUUGAGUUUUGAAAGCCUGUAUCAGGAAAUUAGACUGGUGAUUCACAACUCUCACUUGGUCAAUGCCCUUUUGUGUGAACUUAGUGAAAUGGUUGCUCCUUAUGAGGGAUCUCAAUACCUUGAUCUUGGAACUGCGUCUGUACUUGAGAAACAUCUGAGGAGCUUGACAGAUAAUGUUGAUGAACUUUUGCAAGAUACCAACAAGUUCAACAUCUAUCAACGCCAGGUGGUGAAGCAACAGCAAGAAAAGCAGAAAUAUGUUCAAAAGAGGAAUUUGGAAAAUAACGCUAGACAAGCUCGUGGUGAACCACCGCUACCUGAUGAAGACGUAACAAAGGUUUUUAAGCCGAUUCCAGUGCCCCCCCGUUUGGAACCAAUGGUUUUGUCUGCCCAAAUAGCAGCCCAUUGCCAGCAAGUGUCGCUCUUCUGUAGCCAAGCCCUAGGAAAGUUGUUUUUGUCUGAAGCGCUGCAGCAACCGCAAUCUUCGCAACAAACGGUAUUGAAAGCGAUGGAAGCUGGAACGGAGAGAAAACCGGAAAAGAAGAAUGGCGUUGAGUCUUCCAUACUUUCAGCGAUUGCAGAUGGAGAUGAUGAAUUGGUCAGUGCUUACUCAAGAAUAUCUUUGGAUCCUGCUGCAAGAACUGGACGAAUAGAUGAGAGAAUUGUGAACUCCGUUUGUACCAAAACAAACAUGAAUAUCGACCGAAUCGCAUGCCAAAUAAAUCAGACUCAUCAUAUUGGCAUUUGUUUUCUAUUGGAUACAACUGGAAGCAUGUAUUCCUACAUUAACGAAGUGAAAGAACAAAUCGUAGAGAUAGUUGCGCGUUUGGAGGCAAGUGGUUGCGGAAUAGAGGGAUUAGCUUUUGUUGGCUACAAAGAUUGGUGUGACGGGAUUAACCACUUCGAAAUACUUCCGUUCACCAAAUCUGUUUCUGAAUUCAAGUCGUUUGUUGCCACUAUCUGCGCAAAAGGAGGUGGAGAUUUUCCGGAAGAUGUUCUUGGAGGACUCAGUCGCGCAAUAUCUCUUAAUUGGCCACAGAAUAGUGGUACCAGAAUAAUUUUCCAUCUUGGUGACGCUCCUGCACACGGGAAAACUAUUUUCCAUGAUGGUCGUCGUAGAGAUGAUUACGAAAACGGCCACCCCAACGAUCCACCACUUCAGGAGCUUUUUCGGGAGAUGCGUCGCAAGAAAUUGAUGUACUAUUUCGGCCGUAUAAACGGCGAAUGCGACAGGAUGAUAGCGACCUUUGAAAGAUAUCUCGGCGAAAAAAUAGAAACCGUAGACAGCGCAGAAGUCGGUAACGUUUUGCGUUCAGUAAUGGAAAGCGUAAUGAGGUCAGUCUCUGUCACUCAUCGUACUGAUUUUCCUAGUAUGGUUGACAAGAAAUUACUACCAUUCAACAUGGACAAAAAAGAACCGAACUGGGACCAACUCCCGCGUUUAGACGGCACUAUUUUAACUUUCGAGUUACCGACAUCGGUUGAAGAAAUAACUUCGUUUGCCAAGCUACAGGAUAAAAUUAAAAAGUGCCGACUGCAGAUUGCUCCGAAUCCUUUUGCCAAAGGGUCGGUUCGUUUGGCUUACUUCGGCAAAAUUUUUUAUUCGUCGUCGAAAGACGCCAAUUCAUCGGCUUCCGAAAGUGUUGACGACGUUGUAUUUAAAGAAAUUAUUUCGCCACCGAAAGUAGCAGAUCUUGAUUGCUGGCGUUACCGGAGUGAUCUUGAAGUACAGACAGUUGCCGCUAAACUGGCGAAAGAAUUUAAUUUCAGACUGUUUAAAACCCACCACAACCCCAACAUCACAAUGAAGUUUUUAAAGACCAAAGUUGCUCGCGUUUUCAAAGAUGUCGCUCCGCGUUAUUUAGCUUACGAGCAAAGGUUCCGUGGGGUAAGUCCCAACAUGGUCAAAUAUACAAACAACGUAGAUUUCGUUCAAGAUGCUCAAUCUUUGGACGAAAAUGACCGCAAAAGACUUGAAAUUGCUUUAGCGUUUUCCCAUUUCAGCCACCAUAUCACCGAUGGAUACUUGCUCGUUUGUGAUUUGCAAGGAGUUUCCUAUGUAAACGCAAAAGAGAAAGAAAUUCUGUUACUAACGGACCCCGCUAUUCACUGUUCAAAGCACAUACGUUUUGGGAAAACCAAUCUAAGCUCUAUUGGCAUAAACAAGUUCUUUAAAAAACAUGCAUGCAAUAAAUAUUGUCUAGCAUUAGGAUUGAAGAUGCCCAGUGGAUAAACAGUCUGAGAAAAAGGAUGUCACUUAUACAAUAAUUCCUGUUCUCCAUGUGAACCUGCACCAGGUUACUAUAUAGGGUGUUUUUCUAUUGUUUUCUUUGAUAUGUAUGUUGUCGGCUACUAAGUCCUGAAUAUAUAACAAGUUCGGCUUAA
Molecule: messenger RNA, 3939 nt
Organism: Daphnia carinata
Lineage: Eukaryota; Metazoa; Arthropoda; Branchiopoda; Diplostraca; Daphniidae
Exons: 14
Coding region: 398-3787 (1129 amino acids)
Biological process (GO): peptidyl-threonine phosphorylation
Cellular component (GO): cytoplasm; eukaryotic translation initiation factor 3 complex
Molecular function (GO): protein binding; metallopeptidase activity; ATP binding
Source: RefSeq, a predicted model, not a curated record